This is a messenger RNA of Colletotrichum chrysophilum, 474 nucleotides long. RefSeq names its product 1,2-dihydroxy-3-keto-5-methylthiopentene dioxygenase (gene ADI1). Gene Ontology annotation, molecular function: acireductone dioxygenase [iron(II)-requiring] activity. Gene Ontology annotation, biological process: L-methionine metabolic process. Bases 1 to 474 code for a protein of 157 amino acids. The transcript has 3 exons. The record is from RefSeq and is a predicted model, not a curated record. NCBI's taxonomy places the organism in Eukaryota, Fungi, Ascomycota, Sordariomycetes, Glomerellales, Glomerellaceae.
AUGAAGGCCUAUUGGUAUGAUAAUCUGGCUGGCGACCAGCGUCUAGCGCACGACUCGGGCAAAGAGGUGACGGUCGAACAGCUGAAGAAGCUUGGCGUUUACUACCAUCAGAUCCCCAACAUUGAUGGCGUCAACAAACUCGCGUUGGACCGAGGAUAUAGGAACAGGGAUGAGAUUAUUGUUUCGCCGGAGAAGAUGGGCGAUGUCUACGAAGAGAAAGUCAAGUCCUUCUUCCAUGAGCACCUACACGAGGACGAGGAAAUCCGCUAUGUUCGCGAUGGUCACGGGUUCUUUGACGUCAGGAGUGCGGACGAUCAAUGGGUUCGAAUUCGUGUCGAGAAGUAUAUCAAGGCAAUGAGGCUUUUCAAGGAUGAGCCCAAGUGGACACCAUUGAAUCGCACAUCAGACCUUGAUGUGAACCCGCACAGGGAAGAGUAUGUCCAGCAAUAUCUUCAAAGCAGUUUGCCGGCAUAG